This is a messenger RNA of Selaginella moellendorffii, 5638 nucleotides long. Its product is annotated as homeobox-DDT domain protein RLT1. The transcript is spliced from 18 exons. The coding region runs from base 503 to 5506 and encodes 1667 amino acids. Gene Ontology annotation, biological process: regulation of transcription by RNA polymerase II. The record is from RefSeq and is a predicted model, not a curated record. NCBI's taxonomy places the organism in Eukaryota, Viridiplantae, Streptophyta, Lycopodiopsida, Selaginellales, Selaginellaceae. Gene Ontology annotation, molecular function: DNA binding.
GACAGAGAGAGAGAGAAGGAAGUUCUAAGAGAGAAGAAUUAGAACUCUUUGCGAGCGAGCGAGCGAGGCGAGGCGAGGCGAGGGCGCGCGAGAGUGAGGGAGAUCACACACCCCAAUCCCACAAGCAAGCCCUCUUCUCUCUCUCCUUCUCACUCUCUUCUCUCUCAAACUAGACUAUACCACGCACCCAAAUCCGUGUUGUGAGAUUAAGAUUAGCAGUCUCGGUCCCCGGUGGUGGUGGUGCUUCUCCUCCCCAUCCAUCCAUCAUCCCCAGAAAAGGCCACCAGUUUUUUUUUUUUUUUUUCCUUUCUCUCCUCUUUGUUUCCUCCUCUCCCAUCCCAUCUCUUGUUCUUUCCCCCUUUUUCUCUCCGUUUGGUACCCGAUUCAUCCGUGUAGCGUUGCCCUUCCAUUCGAUCUCUCGCUUGCUCGCGUAGAUCCGCGCCGGAGGCGACUUGGGUUGCUCGGAUCUGGGGCGCGGCCGUGUUCUUGAGCGCGCUGGGGCAUGGAGGGCGACGACAAGCCGCGCAAGGGAGAGGACAAGGAUAAGGGUCUCAACACCAAGCGCAAGAUGAAGACUCCCUCGCAACUCGAAAUUCUCGAGAGGGUCUACGCCGAGGACAAGUACCCCUCCGAGGUGGUCCGCGCGGAGCUCUCCACGAAAUUGAGCCUCACGGACAGGCAGCUCCAGAUGUGGUUCUGCCACCGGCGGCUCAAGGACAGGAAGGGCGACGAGGGCGGCGCCGCUCCUGGAGCUCCCGCCGCGACCUCGUCAAAGAAGCAAAAGAGGAAGAAGGACAAAGAAGCUGCCACCGGUGCUGCCGGCGCCGCGCUCCUCUUGCUGCCUCCUCCUCCGCCUCUUCCUCCAAAUCCAAGCCCAGCGUCCAUGCUUGGAGCAGCGGUCGAUCUCCCGGAUGCCAAAGUAGCAGCAGUGGCAGCGCCGGCGGGUGGCGAGGAAGUCGCCAAGGCGACGACGAUGACGACGAAAAAGGAAGGUGGCGGUAAGAAGCGGAGCGCGGCAGCCAUGGCCGCCGAGGAGCUCAAGCGCGAGCGGGAGGUGAUCACUCUGGUGGAGCAGCAGCUCGGGGAGCCGAUCCGAGAGGACGGACCCGUGCUGGGAAGGGAGUUUGAUCCUCUCCCUCCCGGACCCUUCGACACUCCUAUAGACUCGUCGACGUUCUCGCUCAAUGCGGCCGAGCUCAAGGCUCCAGGAGCUCCAGAGUUGGGUAGCAGCCGGCGGACAUCCCCGCUGACGAGCAGCAGGACGAUCCCCCGGGAGCACCAGUUCAUUCCGGAGCAUCCAACCGGAGCUCAGUUCCAGCCUUGCAAGCUGGAGAGGGACGGCAAAGGAAAGGCGCAGCAGAGUAGCAGCUCGCUCACGGAUGCCAGAGUUCCGAACCUCUCCUUGAAUUUCCUGCCGCAUGGUGACGCUGAUGCCGGCAUGGAGGAGCAGCUACUCAAGCCGUCUCACGUCGUGAUUCCUGAAAUGCCCGAGCCACCGCAACCCGGAAGCAGCAAGAAACGCAAGCUCCAGAGUGACGACGCAAAGCUCGCCCGGGAGCUGGAGGCCCAAGAGAAGAAGCUCAAGAGAGAAGCUGAGAAGCAGGAAGCGGCACGCCGCAAGAGGGAAGAGCAGGAGAGAAAAGAGAUCGAGAAGAUCAACAGAGAGAGGCAGAGGGAGCUGGAGAAGAUCAACCGCGAGAGGCAACGCGAGGAGGAGAGACAUCAACGCGAGCAGAAGAAAGAACAAGAUCGCUUGGAGAGACUGGCUCAAAAGGAGCAGCAACGGCUGGAGAAGUUGCGCUUGAAGGAGGAGGUCCGGCGGCAAAAAGAGGCUGCGAAGCUCCAGGCCGCUUACGAGCGAGCGACCGCAAAGAAGCUUGCCAAGCUUUCCACGGGUCUGAUGGACGACGAGCAGCUAGAACUCAUGCAGAUGGGCGCGUUUGUUCAAGGACUCGUCUCCGGCGAUAUGGAGGGUGGCUCGGCUUUCGACCCAAGCAAAGUGGAGCUUAAGAAGUACCCGCCAGCUUCAGUGCGGAUGAAGAAGGUUCUUGGAGUCUCGCCUUGGGAUUCUGUGCAGAACGUUUCCAAUCUUCUUAUGGUCUGGGGAUUCUUGACCACAUUCUCGGACGCCAUUGGGCUGUGGCCAUUUACAGUCGACGAACUCGUCCAGGGGCUUCAUGACUUUGAUUCCAGGCUCCUCAACGAAACUUACAUUGCGCUGUUGAGGACUUUGAUCAGAGAUGUGGAAGAUGCCGCGCAAGCAGCGGCGAGUGGAACCGCUGGAAGUCAGCACGCGAUUGCUGUUGCGGCUGGUGGUCACCCGCAGAUUGUUGAAGCCGCUUAUACGUGGGGUUUUGACAUUCAGGAAUGGGGCCAGCAUAUGAGCCCUCUAACGUGGCCAGAGAUCCUUAGACAGUUCGCACUGGCAGCCGGUUAUGGACCGAGGUGGAAGAAAAAAACGCAGUCACCCGAUGCAAAGCCGGAUUGUAUCGAGAUACACGAUGGCCACAACGCGAAUGCGAUCGCGACGCUGCGCUCCGGGGCUGCUGCAGUGAAUGCUGUAGCUCUCAUGCGUGGCAAGCAUGGCACUCGACUAAAGGUGCGCAAGGGCCAGACUCCCAAGCUUACUCCGGGAACUGUCAAGUACGCUGCGUUCCACGUCCUGUCCAUUCAAGGCAGCAAGGGCCUUACCAUUCUGGAGCUAACAGACAGGAUACAGAAAUCAGGCCUGCGGGACUUGUCAUCGAGCAAGACACCGGAGGCGUCGAUCUCAGCUGCCUUGUCCAGAGACACGUAUCUGUUUGAGCGUGUUGCGCCGUCAACUUACUGCGUCCGUUCGCCGUUUCGAAGGGACCCGGACGAUGCGGAAGAUGUGCUGCAAGCUGCACUGGAGAGGACGUAUUUGUAUCAGACUCGGCAGCUGGACCCGGAGAAGGCAGACGAGGACGUGGAGGAUGCCGAGGAAGAGUCCGAAGGCGAAGAGCACGAGGUUGAAGAAGCGGAGCAUGAAAGCGAGCAUAUGGACCCGGAAGUGGAGCGGGCCGAGCAGCAUCAACAGCACGAGGAUGCUCGCGAGCACGACGAGAGCGGGCAUGCCUCCGAGAGCUACGAGACUCCACGGAGGGGUAAAGUUAUUCUGCGGUUAAAAACGGGGAAGCCUCAAGAUAGUGCGGGUGAGGCAACAGCAACAGCAGCAGCUGGAACAGCGGAGAGCUUUGAGACGGAAACACCAGCAGCAGUAGCAGCACUAGCAGAUUCUAAGGACGAUGCGGUGAGGCACUUGCGGCCCCCGCCUGAUGCUCUCAGGAAAGUUGACAAUGACGACGAGAUGGAAAUUGACGAGAGCCAAGUGGGAGAGCCGUGGGUGCAGGGGCUCAUGGAAGGAGAGUUUGCGGACUUGAGCAUUGAGGAGCGGCUGAAUGCUUUGGUGGCUCUCGUGGAUGUGUUGAACGAAGGCAACACCAUCAGAUCAGUGCUUGAGGAACGAUAUGAAUCGGCCUCGGCUCUUAAGAGACAACUGUGGGAGGAAGUUCAGGUGGACAAGCGUCGUAUCAAGGAGGAGGCAAGCAAGUCGGCUGCCAAGUCCGAAGUGCCGGACGAUGAGAGGCCCGCUGGUUCCGCUGCGGAGUGCGACAACGGGGCCUCGACCUCGGCAGCAGCGCAUGCGGACAAGUCACGGGUUCAGAUAAAAGCCGAGAUCAGGUUGAGAGCCGAGAAGCUCUACGUGAUCAGGUCCAUGCCUCUUGGUUUAGAUCGGAGACACAACAGGUACUGGCAGUUUGCAGCGUCAAACGGUGGUGAGGAUCCUGGUCGUGCGAGAAUCUAUUUCGAGUGUAACGAAGAUGGACACUGGGAAGUUAUAGACACGGAAGAGGCUUUAGAUGCGCUCAUGGCAUGCCUAGACACACGCGGAGCAAGAGAGGCGAGCCUCUAUAACAUCUUAACUCACAUAGGGGGCCCCGUCAGGAAAGCUAUGAAGAGUCUUGCUCAGUCGAGAGCGUACGUGGAGUCAUCCAAAGGCAAGGCGGAGGGAAGUCCGUCUAGUGGAGUUUUCGGACCGUCGGACGCCUCUCCAGAGGUGCCAAGCGCCAUUCCAGUUGAACUUGGAAGGUCCACACUUGAGAUCCAGCACGCCAUGGAUCGCUUCAAGGACCUGGACAGAUGGCUCUGGAACCGGUGCUUGGCGAGAGGAGGGAAGAACCUCAAGGCGCUCAGCCUGGGAAACAAACGAGACGUGGAGAUGUUGGCCACCUGCGAGCUGUGCCAUGGCUUGUACUGGCCGGAUGAAAACCACUGCCCGUAUUGUCACGCCAUGGUUGACAGCUCCAAGUUCUCUAGUCACGUUCGCGAGUGCGAAAGCAAGCUCGAGGCAAAGCAGGGAAUUGGAUAUCAACUUCUUCCAUCGCGGCUACAGCUGCUCAAACAACUAUUGUUGUCUGUGGAGGUGGCUGUUCCAGCGGAAGCGUUCAAGGAUUCAUGGACGAGUGACUCCCGGAGGAUCUGGUGUAGUAAUGUCAAGGCUGCAUCGUCGUCGAGCGAGCUUCUUGAGGCCCUCACCGAGCUGGAGAGCUGUGUGGACGAGAACUGGAUCUCUUCGUCUUUUGAGACUGCAGAAAAGGCCUUGAGCACAACAGCACUGGGGAGCAACUCAAGGAGGAAAAACUUGCCCUGGAUCCCGCAGACAACAGCGGCAGUGGCGUUGCGGCUAAGUGCGUUUGAUGCAGCCAUAGCUUUCAGCACGGAGCAAAGACAGCAGCUGGAGGAGACUUACCAGAACAACGACCAUGGCUUCCACCGCGGGACUGCGGACGAGGCGGCUCCCAACGCAAAUGAGUUUGCGGCAAGUCCCCAAGGGACAAGCUCCCCGGACAGCGGCUCACCGCUGGAGGUACAAAACGGGCAUGUCCGAAUGCGUUCUCCGCAGCACCACCGUUCGAGCUACCUGGAAGAACAGCACGAGGAAGAAGACAAUCAACAGCAGGAAGUGGAGAAGCAGCAACAGAUGGAGCAGCAGCAGCCGGGAAGAGGCCGUCUGCUGUUCCGUUUUCCUGGACGAAACGUCGAGCACCGUCAACAGGCGCAAGCGGGAGCAUCGGGUGGGGGUGGUGAGAUGGAUGAGAGCUCGGACGAGGACGACGAGGAAGGUCAGGGUUGGGAGAGGCAAGGAUCGGACGAGCACUCUUAUGAAGAUGAUCAGCAACACCAUCACCAGCAGCACCACCACCACCAGCAACAGGAGGAGGAGGAGGAGGAUGAAGAGGAGGGGCAGCAAGCACCCCAACACUUCUACGAUCGUCAAGAACAGGAGGAAAUCAACAGCAUGAUAAUGGGCGAAGAGGAGAGCUAUGAUGAGGAGGAAGAGGAGGAAGGCGAGGAGCUCCACCGCCAAGAACAGCAGCAGCGGCAACAGCACCAUGGACAGCACCAUGGAGAUUACGAAGAAGAGGAGGAAGUGGAGGAAGAGGAAGUGGAGUUAGAGGAGGAGCUGUCCGAGGAAUCGAGCUAAGAGAGAGAGAGAGAGAGAGUACGGUGUAGUCAAAUGCCACACAGUGGCAGCGGAGAAGAUAUGAAUUAUUCGAGAUAAACUCAAUAGCUCUGAAAACAUCACGCUCCCACGCUUGUGAGAGAGUUUCAGCGA